AGAUAAUUUGCCUAAGAUCACACAGCUAGUGUCUGGAAGGGGGUUAGGAAGCCCUCAGGGUUUUAACCCACCAGGGGCAUCUGGUUGCAGGGUCUGUGUUGGGGUCAGGGUUCCUGAACAGUCUGGGCUGGCCUGAGCUAGAAGUCAAGAACAGGAAAAGAACGCACCCUGAAUGUUCUUCCCUCCUGGGCGAGUCUUCUGACACCUGCGAGAAAGGUGGGCAGGACUGUACCCCUGCCUGCCGGGAAGGGGGCGGGCCCAGAGAGGCGUUGAGAUUUGCCAGUCUGUUGGCUAGCAGGUGGCAGAGCCCUGGCCCCUUGACUGUCAGCCCUGAACUCACUGUGUCUGAAGCAAGAUGGGAGAAGGUGUGUGAAGCACCUGGGCCUGGUGAGAGGUGCGGUCACUGAAAAGUGAGAACAGGAGGCCUGCGUGGUGUCCUUUAGUUACAGGAGAGAGCUUCCAUGCUGGGAGAGGUUGAAUCUAUGCCAGGCUCUGGUCUGUGUUUUUAAAUUGGCAUUUUCUGAGUUUUUCAGACAAGGCACAGGCCGGCUAAAUGUCCAAGGUCACUCCAGUAGUAAGCGGGGGAACUGGCCUUUGAACUCGGUCUGUGAGCUCAUGGCCAUGGCCCAGAGAGGGGUGGUGAAUAGCCCAGGGUCACACAGCCCCAGAACCAGGAGCUACUGGCUUCCUUCCAGCCCAGGAAAAGCAGUGACACCUGACGCCUAGCCAACUGGGGGCGGAGCAGAGGUGGAGCUAGCGAGACCCGGUGGCCUCUCAGAACCACAGCACAGGUGACAGAGUCGCCCGGAGCAGCAUGAGGCAGAGCUGGAGACCAGGGCUGCUGCUCCUGGGAGCCGUGGUCCUCAUAGAGGGUCUUCAGGCAGCUCAGCGUGCCUGUGGGCAGCGCGGCCCUGGCCCCCCUGAGCCUCAGGAGGGCAGCACGGGGCCUGGCGAGUGGCCCUGGCAGGCCAGUGUGCGGAGGCAGGGGGUGCACAUCUGCAGUGGCUCCCUGGUGGCGGACACCUGGGUCCUCACAGCUGCCCACUGCUUUGAAAAAGCGGCAAUGACAGACCUGAGCUCCUGGUCAGUUGUUCUGGGCUCUCUGCAGCGUGAGGGGCUGGGCCCCGGAGCUGAGGAGAUCGGGGUGACUUCUCUGCAGCUGCCCAGGGCCUACAACCACUACAGCCAGGGCUCAGACCUGGCCCUGCUACGGCUCGCCCACCCCACAGCCCACACACCCCUCUGCUUGCCCAGACCUGCCCAUCGCUUCCCCUUUGGGACCUCUUGCUGGGCCACUGGCUGGGACCAGGACAUUAGUGAUGCUCCCAGGAUCCUACGGAAUCUGCGCCUGCGUCUAAUCAGCCGCCCCACGUGUAACUGUCUCUACAACAGGCUGCACCAGCGGCUGCUGGCCAGCCCGGCCCGGCCUGGGAUGCUGUGUGGGGGUGCCCAGCCCGGGGUGCAGGGGCCCUGCCAGGGAGAUUCUGGGGGCCCCGUGCUGUGCCGUGAGCCUGAUGGACACUGGGUUCAGGCUGGGAUCAUCAGCUUCACAUCAAGCUGUGCCCAGGAAGACACUCCCGUGCUGCUGACCGACAUGGCUGCCCACAGCUCCUGGCUGCAGGCCCGCGCUGGGGGCGCAGCCUUUCUGGCCCAGAACCCAGAGGCCUUGCAGCUCAGUGAUGAGGACAGCUGUGUAGCCUGCGGAUCCUUGAUGGGAGAAGGUCCCCAGGCAGAAGCCCCCUCCCCAUGGCCCUGGGAUGCCAGGCUGAAGCACCAGGGGAAGCUGGCCUGUGGCGGAGCCCUGGUGUCAGAGGAGGUGGUGCUGACUGCUGCCCACUGCUUCAUUGGGUGAGCCCUGUCUCCCUCACCUUUGUCCACCCCCCCUCCCCCACGGAGUGUAAGGCUGGCGGCCGGACCAGAGGAGCACAGCCUCAAGCAACUCAUCCUGCACGGGGCUUACACCCACCCCGAGGGGGGCUACGAUGUGGCCCUGCUGUUGCUGGCCCAGCCUGUGACAUUAGGCCCCAGCCUGCGGCCCCUCUGCCUGCCCUAUGCUGACCAUCGCCUGCCCGAUGGGGAACGUGGCUGGGUCUUGGGGCUGGCCCGCCAAGGAGCAGGCACCAGCUCCCCUCAGACAGUGCCUGUCACCCUCCUGGGGCCUAGGGCCUGCGGCCGGCUGCACACUGCCCUCGGGAGCGAUGGCACCCCCAUUCUGCCAGAGAUGGUGUGCACCAGUGUUGUGGGUGAGCCGCCCCGCUGUGAGGGCCUGUCUGGGGCACCACUGGUGCUUGAGGUGAGGGGCACAUGGUUCCUGGCUGGGCUACACAGCUUUGGCGAUGCCUGCCAGGGCCCCGCACGGCCUGCAGUCUUCACGGCGCUCCCCACCUACGAGAACUGGGUCAGCAGUUUGGACUGGCAGGUCUACUUCUCCAAGGAGCCCGAGCCCGAGCCCGAGCCCGAGCCCGGAAGCUAGCCGGCCAAUAUGAGCCAACCCGCUGACUGCUGACAGGUGGCUCUGGGAUGCUGCAAACACAUCACUGCCUUUGCCCCUCUCCAUUCCCCCCACCCACACAAUUCCAGGCCCUGGGCAGGCCCCAAAAGCCCAGUGGAUUGGCAGCUGCCCCGCCUCCCCCCUGCAGGACAGGGACUUGUCACCUGUAGAUGCUCCUGCUCUCAGCUCUGCUCCCGACGCAGGCGUCCCGCUUUCCCCUCUUCACCCCUCACAUAUAACCACACCAGCCACAUUCUUGGAAAAUUUUCUUUUUUGGCGGGGGA
Myotis davidii is the source of this 2775-nucleotide messenger RNA. It is a transcript of the gene PRSS53, whose product is annotated as protease, serine 53. Gene Ontology annotation, biological process: proteolysis. The record is from RefSeq and is a predicted model, not a curated record. Gene Ontology annotation, molecular function: serine-type endopeptidase activity. NCBI's taxonomy places the organism in Eukaryota, Metazoa, Chordata, Mammalia, Chiroptera, Vespertilionidae. The transcript is spliced from 10 exons.